AUGCACUGUGGUGAGAGGUUGGUUGAGGUUUCGUGUUUUGUUCAGUUGAAAAAAAAAGAUUUGUUUGGAAGGAUGCAAGGAACUCAAUACCAAAAUGAAAACCCCUCCAAAAGAAGGCUGAGCGAAUCCAGUUUUGUAGAUGAUAAUAUUUUGGCUUCAGAUCCUAGUUCAAGGGCAAAAAAACGAAUAAUAGAUGCUAAAAAACGAGCUAGGCCAGAAUUAAGUGAUCGUGACCAAUGGGCAUGGAGUUCGAUGCAGUACGCCAAUGAAUUUCACAAUUUUUGUUUAGUCAACGAUCAAAUGACUCGCAUAAAUAUAAAUGAAGUCAGCAAAGAAGAAUUCAUUGAAAAAUACGAAAAACCAUAUAAACCUGUCGUUAUUGUUGGUGCUCAACGUCAUUGGAAUGCAAAUAACAAAUGGACAUUACAUAGGCUCAAGAAGAAAUACAGAAACCAAAAAUUCAAGUGUGGAGAAGAUAACCAAGGGUAUAGUGUUAAAUUAAAGAUGAAAUACUUCAUCGAUUACUUGACAACAACAAUGGAUGACAGUCCUUUAUACAUAUUUGACAGCGGUUUUGGAGAAGAUAGGAGGAGGAGAAAACUAUUAGAAGAUUAUGACAUUCCUUACUAUUUCAGAGAUGACCUGUUUCAUUUAUGUGGUGAAAGUAGAAGACCUCCGUAUCGGUGGUUUGUUAUGGGUCCAGCAAGGUCUGGCACAGGAAUACACAUUGAUCCGCUUGGUACUUCUGCUUGGAAUGCAUUAGUUUUCGGGCAUAAAAGGUGGUGUUUGUUUCCUACACAUACACCAAAAAAUUUGCUAAAAGUUACUUAUGCUGAAGGAGGACAUCAAAGGGAUGAAGCUAUAACCUGGUUUUCUGUCAUUUAUCCUAGAACGCAACUUCCAAGUUGGCCACAAGAUUGUAAGCCGGUGGAAAUAUUGCAAAACCCAGGUGAAACAGUAUUUGUACCAGGAGGAUGGUGGCAUGUCGUUCUAAACCUAGACACAACUGUAGCAGUCACCCAGAACUUUUGUAGUAGAACAAAUUUUCCUAUUGUAUGGCAUAAAACAGUCAGAGGCAGGCCAAAGUUAGCUCGGAAAUGGUACAGGGUGUUAAAGACUGUAGAACCAGAAUUAGCUCUUACAGCUGACAGUAUUGACGUCCAGUUGGCCACUGGAGUAGCUUCAGAUUCUUCUACAUCUUGUAGUAGUUCUUCUACAACUAGUUAUGACAGUGAAAGUGAUGACAGCGGGCAAGAAUCUUUAACUCCGCACAAAAAGAGGAAGAACAACAAAGAGAAAUUUAUCAACACAGAAUGUGAUGAAAAUUCUAGUAUUAUUAAUGAAGACAACACUGCUACGUUGCAAGAUCAAUGACGAUUACUUACCCUAGAAAGAAACUGGAUUCCGACAUUUUUGGGAUGGUUUAUAUUUGUAAAGUUCCAAUGUGCCUUUUAGACAAAAAACGUGAUUUAAAUAUUUGUAAUUUCCAUUUUUUUAUCACCUGAAAAUUGUGAAGAGUAUAAAUACGGGAACCUGUUGAUUAUAUUGCAAACAAGUUAAUUAUUUUUGCAUACAAAAUAUUAGAUACUAUGACAUUAAAACAUACAGUUGAUAUUCCUUAUUAUAUAGAGUUCUUGAUAAAUAAUAUGAAAAAAAUUGUUCUUACAUUAUUAGUCCCGUUUCUACCCCCUUUCAUUUCUAAACAAUUUUGUCUAAUAGCACUAGAGAAAAACAUGAAUUUUUGUUGCUGCCCUGAAUUGUUUCAUAGUUUUUUUGUUGCAUUCUUCCAUACAAAACUUUGUACAAUCUGAGUAUUAAAUGACUGAAUUUAUAUUCAAAAAA
Molecule: messenger RNA, 1842 nt
Organism: Cimex lectularius (bed bug)
Lineage: Eukaryota; Metazoa; Arthropoda; Insecta; Hemiptera; Cimicidae
Gene: PSR
Product: bifunctional arginine demethylase and lysyl-hydroxylase JMJD6
Exons: 9
Coding region: 1-1374 (457 amino acids)
Biological process (GO): phagocytosis
Cellular component (GO): nucleus; cytoplasm
Molecular function (GO): P-TEFb complex binding; histone H4R3 demethylase activity
Source: RefSeq, a predicted model, not a curated record